AUGUCUCUCUUAAUCCAGUUUGCUUACCCAUCCUUAUCUGGUUACGGUAAGUUCACAAUUUCCUUUACCAUGAAGCGAUCUUACGGAGAGGAGAUCUCAUUUACGCUAGGUCCUGCUAUCCCCUUGACUGAUCCCGAUGGUAAGUUAAUUCCAAUGAGUGAGGUCUAUGCUCAUAUAUCUCGAUCAAUUAUGAAAUAUGCAGAAAUCUACAACGGAGAUUAUAUAGUUCGACUCAUGAUCCGAGUCUAUAUGGACGGCAAAAAGAUGGAUAGGCCAGCCCUAUCUUCAGAGGAGAGAGAUAGCUCACUUUCUUCAAUCAUUCAAGCCGGAUUGAGUGAGAUCGAGCCAAUAACAGCAAGAGAGAUCCGAAAUCGUAAUCGUAGCUAUCCAACCCAUAUCACAGCACUCAAACCAUGUCGCACUGAGCUGAAACCAUUCAUUGUAGCCGAUACGGAGACUCUACUGAUCGAUAAUGUUCAUAAGCCUUAUGCUGCAGUGAAGACUACUCUAUAA
Molecule: messenger RNA, 513 nt
Organism: Prunus armeniaca (apricot)
Lineage: Eukaryota; Viridiplantae; Streptophyta; Magnoliopsida; Rosales; Rosaceae
Source: the annotation of a GenBank genome assembly